AAGGAGUCGUUGUCGUGAACGGAAGGUUUAAAAUUCGAAGCUCCAAUUUUUAUUUUAAAAAAUUUUUUAUUUUGAAUUUUAAUUUUUUAUUUUUUUUUUUUUAUAUAGUUCGAGAAACCAAACUUAUACAUUUAUAAAUUUAUGUUUGUCUCGAUUUUAUUUUAAAUUUGAGAGAAGAGCUAGGCUUCUUUGAAUUUAACAUAACGUGAAUAUUUUUGUAAAAAAUUUUUUUUCUUCAUUUCGAUUUCGUACGAUUACGCGUUUGGUUCUCAGCGAUUUUAUAAACUCGGAUCAAUAUAUAAUUUUUGUGAUAUAAAAUUGAUUAAAGAAAAUAAAUGAAAUAAAAAAAAAUUAUUACAAUUACGAAAAAAAAAAUAAGUAGAAAUUAUAGUGAGAAAUAAAAUAAAAAAAAAAGUAAAAUAGGGGGGAAAAAUUAAAUUAAAAAUAAAAAUAUUAAAGUUUAAAGUCUAAAAAUUUUUUAUAGUGAAAUAAAAAUUUGCAAUAUAUUAGAGAACAAUGCUAUCAUAAAAAAAUUUUUUAAAAGGAAAAUCUUAUAAUUAAUGAAAAAUUAAAUAAUUAAGAUUAUUGAAAAAAAAUUUAUAGCUAACGAAUUAAAAAUAUAAUUUUUUUUUUUAAAAAUGUUACUGCCCAAAAAUUGGGCAAUUCCAUUCCUAAUAUUGUUAUCAUUCAAUUAUAUUGAAUGUGCUAGUAUUGCGGAAGUAGAUAAUGUAAAUGAAGUUUUUGACGAAGAUGGAAACCUUAUUGGAACACAACGUAAUGCAAGAAGUUUACGAGGACGUGCCAGAGGACAAACCCAAUCACAGUAUUUAAAUUUUGGCAAUCCAGAAUUAGAAGGUAAAGCUGAAGCUGAAGCUUCAGAAUCAGGAUCCAGAUCAUUUGUAGUAAGCACACAUGGAAUGGGUCAGGCUCAAAGUCAAUUUUCUUCUGGAGAUUGUAGUGGAUGUGGACCAAGUUCCUACGGAUUAGAUUCUUCACCAGAUCCGUAUACUGCUCUUGGUGGAACUGGACAGGAUGGUAUUGGUUCUCAGAGUAUGGCAAUGCAAAGGCCAGGAGAAGGUGGCAGACCUGGAACAUCUUCCGUAAUGCAACAAAUUCCUGGAUUACAAGGUGGUCAACAACCUGGCCAACUACAUACAGGAAGUGGUCAAACUGGAGGAGCUUAUGGUCAACCAGGAGCUGGUGGUGUGACGGGACAACCUGGUAGCGGCAUAGGUUCUGAUCAGUGGGGUGUUCGACCGGGUCAAGAUGGCGGUAUUUACGGUCAGACAGGUACUGGCGGGAGACCUGGUCAAUCUGGUAGUGGUGUAACAGGACAACCUGGUAGCGGCAUAGGUUCUGAUCAAUGGGGUGGCCGUCCUGGUCAAGAUGGUGGUAUUUACGGACAAACAGGCACUGGGGGAAGAGCUGGACAGCCCGGUGCUGGAUCUACGUCAGGUCAUCCUAGCAAUGGAAUUGGUCAAGCUGGUAAUGGAUAUGGUCAAGGUGGUAAUGGAUAUGGUCAAAUCGGAACAGAUGGUAGAUCUGGUCAACCUGAGGGAGCCGGUCUAUCAGGCCAUCCUGGUGUUGUAACCGGAACUGGACAAAUAGUUGACGGGUAUGGUCAAAUUAGACCAGGAGCGAGACCGGGCCAACCUGGUUCUGGUCAACAAGGUAUUGCAAAUGGUGCAGGUCAGCCAAUAAACGGAUACGGACAAAUUGGUACAGGAGGUAGACCAGGCCAGGAAGGUACAAUAUACGGUCAGAAUGGAUUGAGUGGAAGACCAGGAGGAAUUGGAGGCUUAUCUGGUCAAGCUGGGACGGGUCAACAAACUAAUGGUUAUGGUGUUGGGCGGGAUGGCACACUACACGGUCAAAAUGGACUCGGUAGUGGAAGUAUAGAUGGCCAAAUCGGUGGCAGGCCAGGAUCAGAUCAACAAACAAAUGGAUAUGGUUAUCCUGCCUCAGCAGGAGGUCCUGGAGCGGGAACAAAUGGUGUUUUUUAUGGACAAACAGGUGCAAGAGGGCGACCCGGACAACCUGGUGGAGAAGGUACAGCGGGGCAAACUGGUACAGGCAUUGGAAGUAAUCAAUUGGAAAAUGGAUAUGGAACAGCUAGUGGAAGACCGGGCCAGAAUGGAAUCGGUGGAGGAGCUGGCCAAGUUAACGGCUAUGGGCAAUCAGGAACUGGUUCAAGACCUGGUCUUGGAGGUAUUGGGACCGAUGGAACCGUUUAUGGUCAAAAUGGUGCAGGAGGUGGAAAUGGAUAUGGACAGUCAAGUGGUAGAACUGGUAAUGGCGGAAUAAAUGGAGCAGGUCAACAAGUCAACGGUCAUGUACAGCCUGGUGUUGGUUUGAGGCCUGGGCAAAAUGGAGUUUCAUAUGGGCAACCAGGAUCCGGUAGUAGAUCAGGACAACCAGGAACAACGGGAAUAUCGGGGCAGCCAGGUGCUGGGGUGGGAGAAGGUCAAUAUACAAACGGUUAUGGUCAACCAGGAACUAGUGGAGCAAGUCAAAUUGGUGAUGGCGCGGGUACGAUCAACGGAUAUGGAAAACCUGGAGUUGGAACAGGUCAAAUUACUAAUGGUUAUGGGCAGCAGGGAAUAGGUGGGAGAAGACCUGGCCAAAAUGGGGGGUUAUAUUCUCAAACAGGAGCUAAUGGAAGGCAAAGUGCACAUGGAAUUGGGGGAGGAGCAGAAGGAAUUAAUGGCUAUGGUGGAUCAGGCAUAAGUGGAAGGCCAGGAACUAUAUCUGACAACGGAUUGUAUGGUCAACAGGGUGUCGGAGGAAGAGCUGGCCAACAUGGUGCUACUGGAAUUGUAGAUCAUUCAGGCUCUAGUGUAGGUGGACAGCUAUUAGGGCAUCCAGGUAGUUACCCUGGCGCAGGACAUCCUCAUUCAUUACGAGGAGAUGGCACACACAUUUUAACAGUUCCAGGAAAAGACCAAACUAUGUAUAAAGAUCAUGAUGGACUGACCGUGCUAGUUGGAACUGGUGGACCUCAUCAAACAGUAAUAACAGAUCGACAUCCUUCACAAGGUGGUUUACAUUUUAUUCCGGGUCACUCAGAAGGUCCAGCCAAACAAACUGCGCAUACAUCAGGAAAAGGUCUUACAGUAUUGAUUGGCACUGGCGGGCCUACUCAAACGGUCCACCAAGUAGGUGGCGGCGGUUACGGACCUUCUGGUCUUACACAAUAUCCUGGAUCAGGUGGUGGAACUGGUGCUAUUGAUGGCAGUGGAAUUGGGCCAAGUGGUGGAGGUUUUGGACCUGGAGGUGCUGGUGGAAUUGGGCCUGGUGGUGUAGGUCCUGGUGGAAUUGGACCUGGUGGUGUACGUCCUGGCGGAAUUGGACCUGGCGGUGUAGGUCCUGGUGGUGUUGGUCCUGGUAGUAUUGGUCCUGGUGGAGUUGGUGGUGGUUUUGGACCUGGUGGUGUUGGCCCUGGUGGUGUUGGUCCUGGUGGUAUUGGCUCUGGUGGUAUUGGUCCUGGUGGAGUUGGUGGUGGUUUUGGACCUGGUGGUGUUGGCCCUGGCGGUGUUGGCCCUGGUGGUAUUGGCUCUGGUGGUAUUGGUCCUGGUGGUAUUGGCCCUGGUGGCAUCAGCGGUGGAGGUUUUGGACCUGGCGGCACUGGUGGAAUUGGUCCUGGUGGGCCGAGUGGCGUUGGUUCUGGUGGCGGUUUCGGACCAGGCGGUGUUGGCCGUGGUGCCGGUGGAUCAGGUGUUGGAGGUGUUGGCGGGAUUGGUGCAGGUCCAGGUGGCGUCGGUGGUGGUGGUUUUGGACCUGGGGGUGCUGGUGGUAUUGGUUCUGGUAGCAUUGGUGGCGGCUUUGGACCAGGAGGAGUUGGUGGAAUUGGUCCCGGGGGUAUCGGUGGUGGCGGAAUAGGACCUGGCGGCGUUAGUCCAGGAGGAGUCGGAGGUACUGGUGGUACUGGUCCCGGAGGUAUUAGUGGCGGUUUUGGGCCUGGUGGUGUUGGUCCUGGUGGAGUCGGACAAGGGGUUGGAGGAGUUGGUGGUGCUGGUACUGGUCCAGGUGGAAUUGGCGGUGGUGGUUUUGGGCCUGGUGGAAUUGGUUCUGGGGGUGUGGGUCCCGGUGGUGUAGGUCCGGGUGGUAUCGGCGGUGGCAGUAUUGGGUCUGGUGGUUUAGGUGCUGGCGGAAUCGGGCCCGGCGGUGUAGGUUCUGGUGGUGCUGGCCCUGGUGGUAUUAGUGGUGGUUUUGGGCCUGGCGGUGUAGGUCCGGGUGGUGUCGGUCCUGGUGGUAUUAGUGGCGGCUUUGGGCCUGGUGGUGUAGGCCCUGGUGGUGUAGGCCCUGGUGGUGUUGGUUCUGGUGGUAUUGGUGGCGGUUUUGGGCCUGGUGGAGUUGGUUCUAAUGGUAUUGGUGGUGGUUUUGGACCUGGCGGUAUUGGCUCUGGUGGAGCCGGACAAGGCGUGGGAGGAGUUGGUGGUAUUGGUACUGGUCCAGGUGGCAUUGGCGGCGGUGGUUUUGGGCCUGGUGGAAUUGGUUCUGGAGGUAUGGGUCCCGGUGGUAUUGGUCCUGGUGGUAUCAGCAGCGGAGGUAUUGGGCCUGGUGGUGCUGGAGCUGGCGGAGUUGGGCCUGGCGGUGUAGGUGGUGUUGGGCCUGGUGGUAUUGGCAACGGUUUUGGGCCUGGCAGUGUAGGCUCGGCUGGUGUUGGUCCUGGUGCUACUGGAGGCGGUUUUGGGCCUGGUGGAGUUGGAGGUGUUGGUGGUACUGGAUCAGGUAGCACUGACGGCGGAGGUUUCGGACCUGGUGGCGGAUUCGGACCGGGAGGUGUAGGUCCCGGUGGUAUUGGUGGCGGUUUCGGGCCUGGUGGUUUUGGCCCAGGUGGAGCUGGACAAGGAGUCGGAGGAGUUGGCGGUAUUGGUACAGGCCCAGGUGGUAUUGGCGGUGGUGGUUUUGGGCCUGAUGGUGUUGGCACUGGUGGAAUUGGCCCUGGUGGUGUUGGUCCAGGUGGUAUUGGCGGUGGGGGUAUUGGGCCUGGUGGUGCUGGCGGAAUUGGGCCUGGUGGUGUUGGUCAUGGUGGUAUUGGUACCGGUCCAGGUGGUAUUGGUGGCAGCGGUUUUAGGCCUGGUGGUGCUGGCCCUGGCGGAAUCGGACCAGGUGGAGUCAUUAGUGGUGCUGGGGGAUUUGACGGCUAUGAUGGGGGAUCUCCUGGUGGUGGAUACAGAAUGGGACCAGCCGGUCUCACGGCAGGUGGUCAACUUGCUGGUGGAAUUGGCGGUGAUGAAUUCUCUCAAGCUGAAUCUUCUGUUAAAGAUGGGCAGGCUAGUGCAAGUGCGCAAGGUAAAAAAAAUGGCGGAACAGCUCAAACUCAAGUAUCUGGUACUUAUUCCAACGGUGGAACGUUUAGCGCAAGUGCAAUGACAGCAGAUUCGGACAGAUCUGCAAGUGCUCAAGUACAAGGAAGUCCUGAUGGAGCGCAAAGCCAAGCUCAAGGUAGCGGAGGAUCAGGAAAAUCCCAAUCACAAGUUCAAGUGAACUCAAAAACAGGCAGUACUACUUCUUCGGCUCAAAGUAGCGGUAUUGUUCAACAAACUCAAAGCGAGGUCACCGCAAAUGAAAAAGGUGGACUAGCCGAUGCUCAAUCUAGCGGCCCCGGACAAACUUCUUCACAAGCUCAAAUAGGAUUUAAGCCGCAAAAUUCACAAGCUAACGGUGAUGAUGGUGCUACUUUUAAUGGUGGUGGACAAUCGUCAGCUCAAUCUGGUGCAUAUAACGGUCAAUCUCAGGCACAAAUAAAUGGCAACUUCAAAUAUGGAAUAUCGUACCAUGGAGCAGCACAAGCAGCUUCUGGAACCAAAGAACAAGUAGAUGUUUAUAGAGAGCAAAAUAAAGUUUUAUUUCAACAAAUAAGCGAGAUGGAGUCAUCACCGAGUAAUAUUCAAGGAACUGAUGCAAUAACUGGACCACAUCUUCCACAACAAGAAAAACAAAAUGAUAAAGUUGAUGAAGAGCCUGAAUAUGAUGAUGAAGAUGAAGAUGAUGAAUAUAAUGAAGAAGAAUAUGAAGAUAAUUCACCACCAAUAAAACCAUUAGAACCAAAAUCAAGUAAAAAAGUUGAAACAUCAACAAAAAAAUCUGAUUCAUUAUUACAAAUACCGAUAACAACAUCAACAUCAAGAUCAACAGAUAUUGAAUCAUCAACAAUACAUAUACCAUUAAAAAGUACAAUAAAAUCACAUUUACAAACAACAAUGAAACCACAUCCUAUUUAUGAUAGAUUAAGAAAAGAAAAUGAAAAUAAAAGAUUAAAUAAAGAUAAAAUUCCAGAUGGUUUUCGUGGUACAAUUAGUACAGAAAAAAAAUAUAUAACAAAAUUUUUACCAUCAAGACAUGAUAAUGAUAUGAAACCGAAUGAACCAAUUGAUGGUGUCGAUAGUAAUGGUGGUGUUGAUGAAAUUCUUAAACCAGAAAGUUUUGUUACUGUUACAAAAUCUGUAACUGGUAGCUUAGAUAAUAGUAAAAACCCACCAAGUGAAAAUAAAAAUUUCUCAUCAACAUAUUAUACAAAAUCCUCGACAUGCGGUUAUUUUACAUUCUCAUGUAAUAUAGUUUAUGGUGCAAAUGGUAAAACAAAAGUAUGUAGACCAAAGAAACCAGAUAAUGGUAAAUGUUAGAUGUAUUAAUAAAUAUUUUUAUAAUAUUAUUAUUAAAAGAAAAAAUUUGUAAUUGUAAUGGUAAUAGAAUUUGUACUAUUUUUUUUUUAUAUAAUUUGUUUAUUAAGAAAUUUAAUUUAUAACUCUAUUUUGUAUGUUCUUAAAAUAAUUUUUAGUACCUACAUAUGUAUAUGAAAUUCUUACUUAUUAAAUGAAAUUGCUAAUUAAAAUUACUAAAUGAAAAUUGUGUAUAAAAGAAAAUUUCUAAAUUUCACUAUGUAAAUUUUUGCUAUUUCCAAAAAUUAAUUCAAAUUCAAUAUACGUAAAUUUUGAGCUAGGGUUUUAGUUGCUAAUUCAAAAUAUUUGUAAUUGAUUUGUUAUUGAAAUAGAAAUUAUAAUUUUUAACAUGUUGAAUCAUCCAUAAAAAUUGUAAUAUAACUCUACUUAAAAACUAUGUAGAAAAUACAAAAAUACUAGAGCAUGUACUAGAGGAUGCAAAACAAAUUGGAGAAUUUGUCAUAAAAUACUAAAUUUUAAAAUUUUUUAAAUUAUUAAACCAUAUUACAUUUUGUGCCAUAUAGCAAUUUGCAAAAUAAAUAAGGAAAAUUUGGUGUACUAGCAUGUUUUAAGAUGCAUGUGCCAAAGCUUUAUAUAAGUUUGGUCCAAUAUUUUGUAUACCAAUACGCUCAUUAUGGCGAAAAUGAUAGAAUAUUUAUCAGAAUCAAUAAGAACGCUCGCUAGCCACUGAUAUUAUAAUUAUUAUUGAUGAUUCUAAUAUGUUAAUUAUGUGUUUUGUGCGAAUACCAAAUUAUUUUACAAUAAAUUAAAUUAUUAAUAGUUUUUAUAUGAAAAUAAACUUAACCAAUUUUGAAUUAGCAACACUCUUGUUCAUUGUGAGCGAAUAUUACAAUAAAAAUAUAAUAAUAUCUAAUAUAAUUGUAUUAAUAAAGACAUUUGAAUUUUGUAAAAUUUGACAUAAUUGCCGAUUAUAAAUAGUUUUGUAAAAUGUUAUUGCCAAAAAAAUACUGCCAAUCUUUAUUUGUUUUCGCUUUAAAACUCAAACUUAAGUUUUGUUGAUAAAAAAAUUUUUAAAAUAUAAAAUAAAAAAAAAAAAAUUAAUUGUAAUUUUUAGGAAAUUCUAAUGAUUUUUGUAUUUUUUUUUAGA
This is a messenger RNA of Condylostylus longicornis, 7773 nucleotides long. RefSeq lists its product as uncharacterized. Lineage: Eukaryota; Metazoa; Arthropoda; Insecta; Diptera; Dolichopodidae. Bases 639 to 6629 code for a protein of 1996 amino acids. The transcript is spliced from 11 exons. The record is from RefSeq and is a predicted model, not a curated record.